AUGAGACAUCUUCCAAAUGAUGAUGCCGCCGGACAGUCACGCACUGACCAAAGUCAAGGCCAUCGGCGGAACGUGGCAAUCUCUUGUGCACAGGCUACUUCACAGAAGCUUCACAAGCAAUCGGCUAGUUUCAGACUUCAAGAGCGACGACUGAUGCUUCUCAGCCUUCCAAACUGGACCACUCCCGCUUCAUUGGGGUCCAGAAUGCAGCCAAAUGAAUCGGCUGUCCAUCAGUCGAGUACUGAACUAGUCGUGUCGUGUAAGGGCACCGGAGGCGGAUACCGAAAUGAUGGUGAAGAUGGAGCACAAAAACCAGAUGCCAAGUGUGAGCUGUUUAUCUUUUUGCUCAUCCUAACUUGUCCGUGCAUUCGUGCAUUCAUGCAUUGCUCUUCUGCUCUGGAUAAUGUGUAUGUGGGCUUAUCUCGAGGUCGAAGACAAUGGAGCAUGGUUCUACAUCAAUCCAAAAGCACCCGAUUAGGAAGAGACAAAAAGAAGCCAAAGCUAUCUGGAAUGAAGGAACGCAACAUGGCAACAGGGCUGAAACAAUUCAGAAAAGAAUGCAAGUAUCAACAGCUAAAACAGCUAGUCACAACUGAGACCGACAGUUUGUUUUGA
Protopolystoma xenopodis is the source of this 615-nucleotide messenger RNA. NCBI's taxonomy places the organism in Eukaryota, Metazoa, Platyhelminthes, Monogenea, Polystomatidea, Polystomatidae. The record is from the annotation of a GenBank genome assembly.